Chrysoperla carnea is the source of this 1363-nucleotide messenger RNA. It is a transcript of the gene pn, whose product is annotated as exopolyphosphatase PRUNE1. Gene Ontology annotation, molecular function: exopolyphosphatase activity. The transcript is spliced from 4 exons. NCBI's taxonomy places the organism in Eukaryota, Metazoa, Arthropoda, Insecta, Neuroptera, Chrysopidae. Bases 266 to 1363 code for a protein of 365 amino acids. Gene Ontology annotation, cellular component: cytoplasm. The record is from RefSeq and is a predicted model, not a curated record.
CAGCAACAAUUGAGCUAACUCGAGCAUAGAAAGAAAGCAAAUCAACUAAAAAUAAACUCCAAUACGAGCACACCUUUAGUAUGUGCUAAUGAUAGGCGAAAAAAAAUUCAAAGGGCAAUUGCUUUGGGUCAUCAACUCAUCUGUGAUUAAAAUAUAUUGAAACCAUUUCUAAAAUAACAUAACCUCAACUUAACAUACGUUGUAGGUAAUAACUCAUAACUUUAACAGAAAUUACUGAAUUACGAUUAAAUUUUAAAUUAAAAGUAUGAAUAAUUAUUUAAACCUUUCUAAACAAGCAUUGAAUCAAUUGGAAAAAGUAAAAGUUGUUAAUCUUGUGUUGGGAAAUCCUACCUGUGAUUUAGAUUCUGCGAUAUCUCCAAUAAUAUAUAGUUACUUAAUUCAUAAAGAAGUUGAAAAAUGCGGACAAGAAAAUGAAAUAGUUAUACCGGUUCUGAACAUUCCAGAAGAAGAUUACCCUCUAAAAACCGAAGUUAAAUAUUUCUUAGAAACAAAAAAAAUUUAUCAACAGAAUCUCACUUUUGCUGAUCAAAUAAAUUUAAAUGAAUUUAAGUCAUGUGAGCUACGAAUACAUUUAACAGAUCAUCAUGUGUUAACUAAAGAUUGGAUUAAUUUAAAGUCACACGUUAAAAGUGUAAUCGAUCAUCGUCCACAAGAUUCCAAUUGGUUAUGGUCAGAUAUUUAUACCAAUAUUGAACCUGUGGGAUGUUGUGGAACAUUAAUUGCUCAAGAAAUAUUGAAACGAAUGCCACAAAUUUUAACUCAAGAAAUUGCAGAAUUACUACAUGGUGUCAUAGUUUUAGAUACUAUAAAUUUUUCUCCAGAAGCUCAACGCUUUACAACUACGGAUAUUGAAACUGUGAAAUUUUUACAAGAAAAAUUUAACAUAACAAUCGAUAAUAAAUCAUUAUUUAAUGAAUUGGUCGCAGCUAGAAAUGAUAUUUCACAUUUAACAUCAUAUCAAUUACUUCGCAAAGAUUUAAAAAUUAUCCAUGGAAAUGUUGCAUUACCAGGUUUUCCAAUACUAGUCAGGGAUUUUAUCAAAAAAUCAGAUGCACUCAAUGCAAUUAAUGAUUUCUGUAAUAAAAAUAAAUUUGAUGUUGUUAUUUUAAUGGGAUUGUUUAUUCAAAAAGAUGGCAAGAUUAUACGAGAUUUAGGAAUAUAUUCUCAAAAUUUUAAUUGUGAUCUCAAAAUACGAAUUGUAAAUGUAAUCAAAGAAUGUGAAGAACUUCAGGCAAAGGAAUGCGAAUCAUGUAUUCCUGGAUUUGUGUUAUUUGCUCAAAAUAAUGUUAAAAUGACCAGAAAAACUAUUUUACCAAUUAUUGAAAAAACAAUUAUUAAAUAA